Messenger RNA from Paramecium pentaurelia, 413 nucleotides. NCBI's taxonomy places the organism in Eukaryota, Ciliophora, Oligohymenophorea, Peniculida, Parameciidae. The record is from the annotation of a GenBank genome assembly.
AUGGCUUCUAUUGAAUAAAAUAAGUAAUUUUCUUUAACAAUAUCAGCUAAAAAUUACAUUUAUGGAAAAUUAUUAUAAAUGGAUAACUCUUGAAACAACUCUCCCUAAAUUUAUUUGAAAAUUUCCCAUAUAAGAUAGAGAAACUCCCAGAUCAAUUUGACUUUUAAGUUCCAUUGCGUACAUUUGAUUAAUCUUAACAAUUUUUAUAAAAAUUUAAAAAUUUUCUUCAAGAAAUAAAGUCGUCUAAACACAAAGUUACUUGGAAAAUCAAACACUCUCCAUAGUACAGUCCAAACACAUAUAAAAAUACAUUUUUGACUAAUUAUUUUUUUAAUAUCCAAAACACUACCUACAAAUCAAAAUUUUUAUCAACUUAUAGAUUACAAAUUUUUCCUUCAACAUUUAAUAUUUGA